Dermochelys coriacea (leatherback sea turtle) is the source of this 1894-nucleotide messenger RNA. It is a transcript of the gene MRPL50, whose product is annotated as mitochondrial ribosomal protein L50. NCBI's taxonomy places the organism in Eukaryota, Metazoa, Chordata, Testudines, Dermochelyidae. Gene Ontology annotation, cellular component: mitochondrial large ribosomal subunit; mitochondrion. The record is from RefSeq and is a predicted model, not a curated record.
AUGGCAACAAGCGCCCCGGCCGCCGCCGCCGCCAGCUGCAGACUCUUCCCACGUCCUCCGGGCCGCAUCCCGCUCAGCUCACCCGGGCCACGAGCCGCCGGAGGCCGCCGCGAACUACAUCCCCCAGAGCGCUGCGGGGCCGUGCCUCGCCCAGGGGACCGAAAUAGCCCAUGACUACCCUUCCCAUGAGGCAACGCGCGCUCCCGGAAACAGUCCUACCUCUCCCGUCGUGCCACGGGCCUUACGUCCGCAGGCGGGGCGGGGGCAGUCGCCUGUGUCCUUUCCAAGAUGGCUACCGCCUGCGGGCUCGUGGGCGCCUGGAGGCGGCUGAGUCUGGGGGUGCCGCCGCGCAGGGCAUUGUGGGGAGGCCUGAGGAAGAAGGUGAAAGAACCAGAGGAGGUUGAAACAGCUGUUCUAGUGAAAGAACCACCCAUCCUGGCAUGUCCCCCACCACGCAGUAGGAAGUAUCUUCCCCCAGAGGAUCUCCAAAGUCGUCUGGAGUCUCACGUCAGGGAAAUUUUUGGACCUUCACUCUCUGAGGACUGGCAAAAGGCUUCACUAAAAGAAAGCAAGUUAAAGUAUCGCCUGCUGACACAACUGGCCGCAGAACUAGGCCAUGCGGUCCCCAAUUCACAACUCCACCAGAUGUGCACUGCUGGGGAUGUCUUAGCUUUCUACGGCACACAGGUCAAAGAUGCCUCAAAAUUUGACGAGCUAUGCACUGCAGAGCUGCCCUCAAACCUAAAGAUUAUGUGGGAAUACUGAGUCAUGCCAGAGAAGAGGGAUAACUUCUGGGAUGAUGUCUAGGCGAGAUUCAUCAUGGUGAUGGUCUACACAUCAUAUACGCCAUUGGGAGUUCAUUAAAAUAUCUUCAGAUUUAAAGGACACUGCUUACUGCUUCAAAAAAAAACCCCAAAAACAAAAACACCACGCUUUUGUUAUGAUGCGUCAGUGACAGCGUGGUCAGUAAAGAGAACGUUUGUAUCCCCUCUAUUCCAGGCCAUGCUCCUUAUUUAAGGGUACAGCUACACUGUAAAAACAAACAAAAAUAGCAGUGAGUUUCAGAGCCUGUGUCAACCGACUCUAGCUUAUACUAGGAAGCUCAGACUCAGAGCUGUAGGUCUCUUUUGCUGUGUAGACAUACCCUACAAGUAAUAGAGAUUGAGGAUAAACAAAGGGCACUGAUCCUUGCAUCACUGUAAACUUCAUUACUGGAAUCAGUAUUGCAUAAUGCGGCUUUGUGACCUUGCAUAUAUAUGAUGUAGAGAGAGACUGAUAUUGAGGGAAUCUGUCAGACUUAUUCAUGUGUGCUGGAGCUAACAGAUUGUGGAGGAGGGGUGUGGAAAAAGUCACCCUCUCCCUUUCUCCAGUGUAUCUUGUAACAGUCAGCCUUCUCUGGAUGGGGUGGAAAUGUAGGUCCUAUCAGCGGUAGUACAGUCAAAAGCAAUUCCAGAUGCACAGUCUGCAAAUCCAUUAGGUGUAGGGUGUUUAGAUUACAAAUUGGUUGCUCUAGAAGAAACUGCUAUGUGGAUGUACCAAAACAAACUAAACUGGUUGCUUUUAGACAAUGAGCUCUAGGCUAACUUAAAAUAACCAUUGACUUAAGUUAACAUUUUCAGGUAUCACCAAGAUUAAGUAUCGCUAUUAAAUUUCCUAGUUAAGGACCCUCACCAUAUACGAGGAAAUAGAGUUCUGGUCCCCUCAGCAGUUGCUUAUUACAGUGUUCACUCCAUUCAGAAGUUUUCCUUACCACACAGCAUAAGUGCAUCUCCAGUAGUUAGCAAGAGUAGACAGUGGUGGUGAUUUGAUGUACAUACCCAUCAACGAUGUAUGAAACAAAAAUGAAAACAUUUUGUAAGGAAAUGUAAAAUAAAUGACAAGGUGUGGAAAUGUA